Molecule: messenger RNA, 1443 nt
Organism: Eimeria mitis
Lineage: Eukaryota; Apicomplexa; Conoidasida; Eucoccidiorida; Eimeriidae
Exons: 5
Coding region: 1-1443 (480 amino acids)
Molecular function (GO): protein binding
Source: RefSeq, a predicted model, not a curated record
AUGGACAACGCAUCCUCGGGUGUACAUACACCCGACGGCUCCACCACCGCGCCGGACCAGCCCACAGCCUCAUCACCUCCCACUUCUUCUUCUUCUUCUUCUUCUUCUUCUCCUCCUCCUCUGGCCUCGCCGCGGCCUCUGCGCCCCUCCUCCCCCGCCAGCUCUUGCGACUCCCCCCAGCAUUCUCUUACCUCUGUCGCGGUGGCUCUGUAUAAAGCAGGGUUGCAGUUUGAAAAUCAGGGCAGAUUGGCGGGUGCUAUUGGGCUGUAUAGACAGGCGAUAAAGCUUGACCCUGGCCUGGAUAGAGGCCUCAUAACAUUGCGAGAAGAAGAAGAAGAACAAUAUAAAAACAAAGAAAUAGAAAAUAUAUAUAAUAAUUAUAAUACACACCAAGACGAUACAGACGCUCAGUAUGAUGCUGAGGCAGAUGUACACGUCAAUAAAGCCAAACCAAAUGCAACACGCACAUGGGAUGCAGUUAAACUUGUUGCUGCAGCAGACGCAUCCUGCUGCUGCUCCUGCAGCAGCAGCAGCAGCAGCAGCAGCAACAGCAGCAGCAGCAGCAGGUGCAGGAGGUGCUGUGGGGACUCACUGAAGCGCGUUGACAACGAGGCGGCAGCAUCAGGAGGGGCGGCAGCAUCAUCUUCCGCAUCAUCAUCAUCAGCAGCAGCAGCAGCAGCAGCAGCAGCAGGAGAUACAGCAGCAGCAGCAGCAGCAGCAGCAGCACCAGUGAAGCCUGGCCCCAUAAUGAAUGUACCUGAGGCUGUGUUGACUCGUGUGCUUCUCUUCCUCGACGUCUACGCGCUAGCCAAGUCAGAAGCAGACAAACAGCUGGCUGUGGCGGCACUCAAAGUCGUACAGGCCCGUCUAGAGGGAAAAACAAGUGACUGCUACAAGGCGGCGUUCGCACCCAGCAGGGCCCCCGCUCUGUUGGGGGCCCCCCUACCUGAGCAGGUGGUUGUGGGUUCCUUUGUCUUCGACUCUGCUGCGAAUACUGUAACGCUAGAAUACCCAGGAAAAGCUACGCAGCCAGUUGCUUCUGCUGCUGCUGCUGCUGCUGCUUCUGCUGCUGGGGGUGCAGCAGCAGCAAACGCGAGAACAGCGCACCCAAGGAGAGGACCUACUGCUGCAGGGGGCCCCAGGGCCCCUGAGGCCCCCGGGGCCCCUGGGGCCCCUGGGGCCCUUGGGGGCCCCCCUCUAAGCAGCAGCGACCACCACGAUGCUUAUGAGCGGGAGAGGGGCCCCCUGCUGCUGCCGCCGGGGGGCGGGGGCCCCGGCCCCCUGCAUACUGCUGUGCUGCAGCUGACGCACCUCAAGGGGGGGCGGUGGAACUCGAAGCUUAAGUGGAUCAGUUUGUCGGUGACGUCGAAUACCCGUCACGGGCCUGACGAGUCCUUCAUAGACGUGGAGAACGAAAACUUCAGGCAAUCAUAUAAACCCUAA